AUGGAUUCUUCUUUCCUUACCAUUGUUGCUGUUGCAAGAGGCUUCUUCACGCUUUUGGUAACUACAUAUUUCUUGUUUCAUAGGAAAUUCAAAUCCCAUCAAGAAAACAAAACAAUAGCUUCUUCUUUGUCUCCUCCAUCUUCUUUUCCUCUCAAUCGUAAACACCAUAUCUUCCCGAGCUUUCACGGGGCAGAUGUCCGCAAAUCCUUUCUCAGCCACAUCCUGAAAGAGUUUAGAAGCAAAGGGAUCGACCCCUUCAUUGACAAUGAUAUAGAGAGGAGUAAGUCGAUUGGUCCCGAGCUCAUAGAUGCAAUCAGAGGAUCGAGGAUCGCAAUUGUUUUUCUCUCGAGGAACUACUCUUCUUCGACAUGGUGCAUGAAUGAGUUGGUGGAGAUCAUGAAGUGUAGAGAAGAGUUGGGUCAAAUACUGAUGACCAUUUUCUAUCAAGUAGAUCCAACGGAUGUGAAAAAGCAGACCGGAGAUUUCGGGAAGGUCUUUAGAAAAACUUGUAAGGGUAUGUCAAAGGAGGACAUUGGAAGAUGGAGACAGGCUUUGGUGGAAGUGGCCAAAAUUGCUGGUUACCAUUCACAAAACUGGGAUAAUGAUGCAAGGAUGAUUGAAACCAUUGUCACUGAUGUUUCGAACAAGUUGAAUUAUUCUACACUAUCAACUAAUUUUGAUGGCUUAGUUGGUAUGAGAGCUCAUAUGGAUCAGAUGAGACCAAUCUUACGCUUGGAAUUGAAUGAGGUGAGGAUCAUAGGGAUUUGGGGUCCAUCUGGGAUUGGUAAGACCACCAUUGCUAGGUCUCUUUUUAAUCAAUACUCAAAAAGUUUCCAGCUGAGUGUCUUUAUUGAGAAUAUCAAAGCAAGGUAUACAAGACCCGCUUGUUCCGAUGAGUACAAUGUGAAGUUGUAUUUACAGGAGCAGUUUAUGUCUCAAAUAAUCAAUCAAGUGGGUAUCAAGAUUCCACAUUUAGGAAUUGCCAAAGAUAGGUUGAAAGACAAGAAAGUUCUUGUCGUCCUUGAUGAUGUGGAUCAGUUAGUACAACUAGAAGCCAUGGUGAAAGAAACAUGUUGGUUUGGUCCUUGGAGUCGGAUUAUCAUCACAACACAAGAUAAAAAACUCUUAAGAGCACAUGGGAUCAAGCACAUAUACACGGUGGAUUUACCAUCAAGUGACGAGGCUCUUCAAAUGUUCUGCAAGUACGCUUUUGGUCAAAAUUAUCCUGUAGAUGGUUUUGAGAAGCUUGCUGAGGAGGUUACAAAAAUUUCAGGCAAACUCCCUUUGGGAUUAAGGGUAAUGGGAUUUUAUUUAAGAGGCAUGUCCAAGCAGGAGUGGAAAAAGGCACUACCAAGGUUAAGAACUCGCCUUGACGGAGAAAUUGAGAGCAUUUUAAAAUUCAGUUACGAUGCCUUAUGCGAUGAUUAUAAAGAUUUAUUUCUUCAUAUAGCCUGUUUUUUCAAAGGUGAAUGUGUUGAGACACUGGAAAUGUGUCUCGCAAAUAGUUUCUUGGAUGUGACGCAAGGGAUUCACGUCUUAGUUGAGAGAUCUCUCAUAUCAUUGGAAUGUGGAAGGAUAAAGAUGCAUAAUUUGCUAGUCCACUUGGGAAGAGAAAUUGUGCGAAAAGAAUUUGUUAGUGAGCCUGGGAAACGACAGUUUUUGGUUGAUCCCAGAGAUAUUUGUGAAGUACUAACUGAUGAUACAUCAGGUAGUAGAAGUAUUAUAGGAAUAAAUCUUGGCAAGAUCGAGGAGGACAUAAUAUGUACAAGUGGAAGAGUCUUUGAAAAAAUGUCUAGUCUCCAGUUUUUAAGAGUAUUUGGCUAUGGCAACAGAUUACACUUUCAGCAAAACUUGAACUCCAUAUCUCGAAAACUUGUAAUCCUAGAUUGGAUGGACUUCCCGAUGCCAAGUUUGCCUUCUAAUUUUAAUCCAAAGUUCCUCGUUAAACUACACAUGCAGAGUAGCAAACUUGAGACGUUGUGGGAAGGAAUCCAACCACUUAGCAAUCUUAAGUGGAUGAAUUUGGAUUGUUCCAAAUAUUUGAAAGGGCUUCCUGAUCUCUCAACUGCCACUAGUCUCCGUGAAUUGACUCUCCGUGAAUGUUCAAGACUAGCCAAUCUCCCUUCCUCUAUUGGGAAUGCCACCAAUCUCGAGAAAUUGGAUCUUUUUGGUUGCUCAAGUUUGGUGGAUCUCUCUUCUUCUAUUGAAAAUGCGAUUAAUCUCAAAGAAUUAGAUCUCAGUCAUUGCUCAAGUCUAGUAAAGCUCCCUUCCUCUAUUGGGAAUGCCCUUAAUCUUACAGAAUUGGAUCUCAGUGAAUGCACAAGUCUAUUGGAGCUCCCUUCAUCUAUUGGGAAUGCAAACAGUCUCAAACAUUUGGAUCUCAUUCAUUGCUUAAGUCUAACGGAGCUCCCAUCCUCUAUUGGGAAUGCAACUAAUCUCACAUAUUUGCAUCUCAGUCAUUGUUCAAGUCUGCUGGAGCUCCCUUCUUCUAUUGGAAACCUUCAUGAAUUGUUGACGUUGAACUUGGAGGGAUGCUCAAAGCUAGAGACUCUUCCGACCAACAUCAACAUGAAAUCUCUCAAUGAUCUUGAUCUCACUGAUUGCUUGUUGAUAAAACGUUUUCCUCAGAUUUCCACAAGCAUCAAAUAUCUGCGUCUCCUUGGAACCUCAAUAGAAGAAGUCCCUUCAUCGAUCAGGUUGUGGCCUUCUCUUUAUGAAUUACAUAUGCCUUACAGUGAAAAACUCCAUGCAUUCCCACUUGCUCUUGAGAGCAUCACAAUGCUAUACUUGAGGGAUAUAGAUUUACAAGAACUUGGUCCAUGGAUUGAGAGAAUGUCUCGUCUUCGUGGACUUGACCUCAAAGGAUGCAGAAAGUUGAUAUUACUCCCUAAGCUUCCAAGCUCCUUAUUAGAUCUAGAUGCAGAAGAUUGUGAGUCUCUAGAGAGACUGGAUUGCUCCUCUCACAAUCCAGAGAUUCGCCUCAACUUUGGUAACUGCUUUAAGCUAAAUCAAGAAGCAAGAGAUCUCAUCAUGCAUACAUCAACACAUAAACUUGCGAUCUUACCUGGUGAAGAAGUGCCUGCCUACUUCACUAACAGAGCUUCUGGGAGUUCCUUGACAGUGAAGUUAGGUCAAAAGCCUUUACGUACAUCAACAAAAUUUAAGGCUUGCAUCUUGUUAGUUAACGAGGGGGAAUACGAGGUUGAUGAAUGGCAAAAAUUUCAGAUGUAUAGUAGAAUCACCUCCAAACUGAAUGAUUUCGCUGCUUAUACGUCAAAUGGAUACAGCCUGGAUCCAAUUUUAACGGAGCAUUUGUACACGUUUGAGGUUGAAGUGGAUGAGGCGACUACAACCGAGAUUGUUAUUGAGUUCAAGCUCCGUGACUGGGGAAAGGACACCUUCAAUAUCACCUGGAAGAUUAAAGAAUGUGGGAUAUUCCAACUCUUUGAGGUCCGAUGA
This is a messenger RNA of Microthlaspi erraticum, 3459 nucleotides long. The record is from the annotation of a GenBank genome assembly. Lineage: Eukaryota; Viridiplantae; Streptophyta; Magnoliopsida; Brassicales; Brassicaceae.